Xylaria bambusicola is the source of this 2046-nucleotide messenger RNA. RefSeq names its product WD40-repeat-containing domain protein. The transcript is spliced from 2 exons. Gene Ontology annotation, molecular function: protein binding. Gene Ontology annotation, cellular component: nucleotide-excision repair complex; Cul4A-RING E3 ubiquitin ligase complex. Gene Ontology annotation, biological process: transcription-coupled nucleotide-excision repair; protein polyubiquitination; proteasome-mediated ubiquitin-dependent protein catabolic process. The record is from RefSeq and is a predicted model, not a curated record. Bases 374 to 1804 code for a protein of 476 amino acids. NCBI's taxonomy places the organism in Eukaryota, Fungi, Ascomycota, Sordariomycetes, Xylariales, Xylariaceae.
CACACAAUGCACUGUAAGUCACAGUAUCUAUUCAUAUACUUUUAACUGUAUGAAUUAGGUGUGAGGCAACGGAGGUGGGGGUGGUAGUGAUGUGAAGUGUCCACUUUAACCGGACAUUGUGAAGUUGUAUCGCGGCGUCAGCCUUCGAUGCAAUGUCUGAGAUAAAACAGCGUUGGCGGCAUCACUUCGGACUCAUCCACCAAUAACAGGUUUCUUUUCGGGGAAGGCAACGUUGCGGCUCUUGGGAAAGAGAACGUCAAAUGUCGUAGUACCGUAUACUAUACUAUCUGCGUCCUUACCUGCCUAGGAUACAGAGUAUCUGUCCAAGCAUCUAGAACCCCCUGAACCCUUCGAUAAUCGUAUUCUUAGAUGAAUGAAUCAGUUGCUCCUUGAAAGAUCGACGGGCGCAGUCGGGCCAAAUGUAUUUGCUAGGCUGCACACCACGCGCUUGCUGACCUCGUUCCAACCGUCGCCACAGUAUCGCUUUAACGGUGGUGAGCGAGGCGUUGCUAUUCACGAUGGCGAGGCUUCGUCUUCCGACGCGGCUACGUCUAUCUGGGCGCACCAGGCUGGAGUGAGUGCCCUGGCCAUCGAGCGCUUUGAUGGGAGAAUCCUCGUGUCUGGUGGCUCCGAUGCCUCUAUCAAGCUCUGGGAUCUAGAGCAAUGUGGUAACUCAUCGAAACCGCACACAUUCAGACCUGUGGGCACUAUUCGCUCCUCGCCGCAAACCCACAGGUUUGGCAUCACACAUCUGUCCUUCUAUCCCUUCGACUCAGCUGCUUUUAUCUCUACAUCUUACGACCAGACUUUGAAGCUGUGGUCGACCGAAGAAGCGCGUUUAUCUGCUUCCUUCGGCCUUGGUUCAAAGAUCUACACGCACGCUAUAUCACCUAUUGCCUCCCAUCUGCUUGUAGCGUGCGGCACGCAGCACCCCGCUGUCCCCCUGGUGGAUUUGCGCUCCGGAUCUAGUAUUCAGUCUUUGACGGGGCAUAGAGGCGCUAUUCUCGCGACGGCUUGGUCGCCCCGACACGAGAAUGUGCUAGCUACAGGUAGUGUGGAUGGGACCGUCAGGAUCUGGGAUAUUCGAAGAGCGGGAGCCUUGAUUGGCAUGCUUGACCGAGAAGAUAGUCUCGGGUUAUAUUACAACGGACUACUCGGGAGUGAUGGCAAGGUUCGGAUGCGGGCUUCGGCGAAAGCCCAUGUUGCACCGGUAAACGGUCUAACAUGGACAGACGAUGGUAGCUAUAUCAUCUCGGCUGGUCAUGAUAAUCGCAUUCAUGUUUGGGACGCUGCUACAGGCCGAAAUACUCUCGCUAGCUUCGGGCCUACCAUCAGGAACACUCAGCUAGCCAGCGUCACUAUGUUUACGUCCCCCGUGGGCUUGACACAUCCAGGCAGGGAGUUUCUAUUCUGGCCAAAUGAAACCGAGAUUCUAGUCUGCGACUUACAUAACGGUGACAUCAUCACGAGAUUGCGUGGCACUGGCGCCGCAGUCGCCGGUGUCCGCUCCUCGAAGAAAUCCGAGCGAUCGGUGAAGAACCGCAUCUCCAGCCUUGCGUGGAGGGGUGCCGGUGGCAGCGGCGGGUCUAGCGGCGUCGUCAUGGGAGGGACCAACAUGCCGGGGGCUGUAUUUAGCGCCCAUCUCGACGGUCAGAUCCGAGCGUGGACACCGCGGCUCGAUGCGCCUGACGAUGAUGCGGAGGAAGAUCUCCUAUUAGACGCGUGUGACGGCAGGACCAUGAAGAGGAAGGCCCUUGACGAUGUCUACAAGAGCUUGAUGGGGCAGAAGAUCACAUUCACCUAAAUUUAGCAUGUGAAUCGAAGGGUUCCAGAAAGCUUGAUUCCCUGGCUCCUUUCGUUUCGUGGAAUACAUAGUGUAGCGUUAAACCCGGUAUUCCCAGCAUUUCCACAGAAAACCUACACACGCAUCUACGGUACAAAUUCUCCGAUAUCAUUCAUAUAUAUGACUUAUCAUGCUCGUCAAGAUGUAUACACCACUACGCUGAAACGUCGCCGAUGUAACCCCUUUGUGUUCCCCGUCGAGUA